GUGUCAUCCCCAGGCAGGUCACAGCAUCAUUCCUCACACCAACGACCAAAUUUGUUUAUCUCAGUUAAUAUUAUCACAGGGUCUCCAUGUUACUGCUAAGAGUGAUCCCGGUGGUGGUGGCGGUGGCAGUGCUGGUGCUGGGGGAGGAGGAUGGUCUCUCCAUUACUCAGUACAUUGGAGAUGAAGAAAAUAUUAGCCCCCGCGGUGACCUUGCUGACCUCAGUGACCUUGAACCCUUGAAGAGGAGGCGUAGAUCACCAAUCUUUGGGUUAUUUCGUAGGGGUCGAAGCAGGAGUAAAGGCAAGGGGAAGCCAAGUACGUCCUAUGGAGCGCCCCCUAAAGCUGCUCCAAGUACCUCCUAUGGAGCGCCCCCUAAAGCUGCCCCAAGUACGUCCUAUGGAGCACCCCCUAAAGCUCCCCCAAGUACGUCCUAUGGAGCGCCCCCUAAAGCUGCCCCAAGUACGUCCUAUGGAGCGCCCCCUAAAGCUGCCCCAAGUACCUCCUAUGGAGCACCCCCUAAAGCUGCCCCAAGUACCUCCUAUGGAGCGCCCCCUAAAGCUGCCCCAAGUACGUCCUAUGGAGCACCCCCUAAAGCUGCCCCAAGUACAUCCUAUGGAGCGCCCCCUAAAGCUGCCCCAAGUACGUCCUAUGGAGCGCCCCCUAAAGCUGCCCCAAGUACAUCCUAUGGAGCACCUCCUGCAUCAGCCCCUAGCCCAUCCUAUGGAGCACCUCCUGCAUCAGCCCCUAGCCCAUCCUAUGGAGCUCCACCUGCAGCCCCUAGCUCAUCCUAUGGUUAACAAGUACUUCCUAUUUUGCCUCAUGUUUAAUAUUAUAAUGUUUCAUGUUCGUACACCUAGAGUAGAGAGGAACUAACACUUCUUCGUAAACUCAAUCAUAACUAUGACUCCCUCUUGCGGCUGCAAUUCAACUGUGGUCUAAAAUCAUCAAAAACUGAAAACACUGACAAAAAUAGCAAAACAUCCUGUGGUCGGAAUAAAGAUUUGAUUGGAGACAAAGGCUGAUGAAGCAAAGUCAAGAGGAAUAAAAAACAAGGAAGUGGUAAGUAGUAAAGAUAAUAGAUGAGAACCCAGCUGCCUACCUUCAGGGACCUCUUGAUGAGUAGGUGAAGCAGUGUUGAUGUGGUGGUUUUCUGUGACAAGUAGAGAUUGAGGCGACUUCAGCAGUGUUGAAUGAAGAAACUACAGUUGAUUUAGAAGCUAAACAGUAAAUGUAAAUAAAUGAAAAAUCAGUUCAAAGGAAAUUGUUGGAGAGAGAAAAUAGAAUGCUAUUUUGUUUUGUUUAUAAUUUCAACUUCUUAAAGUACAUUAAAAAUAAAUUCAUAGACAUUUCUCAUCCACGUUUAGUGUUCUGUUUAUUGUUUGAAUGGGUUAGUUUAUAUUUUAUUAAUUUUCCAACAUAUUAUUCAAUGUGUCUUACUGUUGGUAGCUCUGACUGUUUACCAAGGGAAGUGAUUGUGAAUUGAACACACUUUGCACAUUGUUAACACUAAUUAUUUUCAAAUCUAUACUGUUAUGUAUUAUAUUUUCUAUGUAUACAAUGCAGGAUACACAUGUACUGUACAACUGUCCUGUGCAGAUGCAGAAAUAUUCAGAUUUAAAAGGAAAAAUAUAUAUACGAUUGUU
This is a messenger RNA of Homarus americanus (American lobster), 1643 nucleotides long. RefSeq names its product pro-resilin-like. The transcript has 3 exons. NCBI's taxonomy places the organism in Eukaryota, Metazoa, Arthropoda, Malacostraca, Decapoda, Nephropidae. The record is from RefSeq and is a predicted model, not a curated record. Bases 87 to 797 code for a protein of 236 amino acids.